Messenger RNA from Rosa chinensis, 1120 nucleotides. RefSeq lists its product as uncharacterized. Lineage: Eukaryota; Viridiplantae; Streptophyta; Magnoliopsida; Rosales; Rosaceae. The coding region runs from base 334 to 810 and encodes 158 amino acids. The record is from RefSeq and is a predicted model, not a curated record. The transcript is spliced from 3 exons.
CUUAAACUUUACAUAUCCCAAAGGGAUCAGAAUUCAGAAUCCCUCAGUCUCUUUCUUUGUCGAACCGAGCCCAGCCCUCUGAGGCUCUGACCCUCUCUCAAACUAUCCUUCGAGGAGUUCGAGCGCAUCGCGGCAUCCCUGAGCCCAAACCUGGACGGCGUCUCCUUCAAUCAAACCAUUCGAUUUCAUUUCACAUCACAUCAAAUCCAUUCGAUUCAUUCCCAGAUUUCCUAUUGCUGUUCUCAAAGUUACAAUAUUGAAGGCAAGGAGCUAUUGCAGUUGGUAAGGCAUGGAUUUGUAAGAAGUGGAUCACAUCAGAUUACAGAAGCAAACAUGCCCGAUACCAUCGCUCUGAACCCAAGACCACAAUUUUUGUAUCGAGAUUCAUCAGCUCCUGUCUCUGAAGACACGACUCUGACUCCGAGUAAUCAAUUUAGUGAUGCAUAUUUUUCCAUAGAUUUGGCCAAGUCCUAUUCUAAUUCACCCUAUGCUCAGAAAAACGAAGGGAGGAAAGAAAGUGGUCAUCAAGGUCCAAAUGGUACCGCUGAUUUAGUCCAAGGAACAUUUCAGUCCAGCAAGGUCAGCAAUAAAGUAGGACCAGAAAACAAAUUGAAUGAAGCAUUCUUGACUCGAAGUGACACACUUACCAGGAAGGAAUUAGGCCCAGAGAAGAAGAGAAAACCAAUUGAAACCAUGGGGAGGUCAAACAUCAGAAAUCAGAGUACUAAAUCGGAUACACAAGAGUCAAGCGGUUCAUUUUUCCAGAUGCUCUGUGGGUGCUGCAAUCCGGGAUAUGAAAGAAAUAUCUGACUGUAUCAGCUGCCACAUAAAGUGAAAUACAGUCAUUCAAGUGAUCCCAAGAAGGUGGUUCAACUAACUUUAUUCCUGACAAAACAAUCUUUGAAGAGGGAAGCAGAUGGAAAGUUCAGUUUAAUGCAGUAGUGUUCUUUCUGCGAUCGAAUUAAUUCAGUCGAGGCAAUAUAUCAUAAUUCCAGUAUGCAAGUAUAAUCACAAGAACAUCAAAAGCUCCUAAGGGGGGCUAUACAUGAUCAAUUGAUUGUGUCACCCAUGAAUUGAAAUCAAUGUCGAUCUGUGUAUUUUGUUGAGUGUGUAAACUAUU